CGCCCGCGAAAAGUCAACGCACGACCAUGUCCUCGUCCUCCCCCUCCUACCUGUCAUCGAGGCCCUCCGCAGCUCACCGGAGGACCCAGCCUCCGAGAGCCGCCGCCGCCGCCACCCCCGCCGCCGCCCUCCACCGCGACGCCGCCAUGGAUCCCGCCCCGACCCCACUUCCCCUUCUUCAGUUCGUGGCCUUCAGGGUCAUCGUUUUCCUCGGAAUCCUCCAGUUCUUGCCGGCGACGCACGUUCGACACCCCGCCGAUCCUCACAGAAAUUGGAUUCCCAUCGAAAGCUUCACGAACGAAUCUUACUCUGUUUCCCCUUUGGGCAAGUCUGGGGCUUCUGGUGGGCAAAACAGUGAAGUGGUAACAUCAAACUCUGAAGAGGAUGGAAUGCUGCAUGUUGUUUCUUGGAUGGAGUGUCUGGACCUUCGUCUGCUUGCAGUCCUCGCCAAUUCAACCUUGACUAGCUCAAGAAAUCCAGAUUUGAUAUACUUUCAUUUUUUUAUUCCCGGUGGAAGUGAAGACAAGCGAUCAUUUUAUAAGUUAAAGGUGUUGUUUCCAAAUUCACAUCUAGAAAUUCACGGGCAGGAGAAAAUCCAGGAGCUAAUUAGGAAUGCCAUGUUCCCUUUGGAGCCAAAUUACAAGGAAUUAGCACCCUUUGCAAUACCAAUGAUUUUUCAGUCAUUAAAGAAGUUCGUAUAUUUCUCAUCAGACCUGGUAGUGAAGGGAAGAGCUGAAGAUCUGAUUUCUCUUGACUUGCAAAAGCACGGCAUUGCUGCAGCAGAGGACUGCUCGAAGAGAUUAACUGACUAUGUGAAUCCAGAAGUGUUGGAUGCCAUUCAGAGAUCGGAUGCAAGGCCCUGGGUAUCUGACACUCCGUACGAAAAGAAUGCUUGCGUUCCCAAUCUAAGUGUGCUCUCAAUUGAUGCAAGAAAAUUGAGAAAAGACUUUCUUCGGGCAGUUUCAUGGUGGACUACAGUACUAAAUUUGAACAAAAGUGCUGGCGAGAACAACCCUGCCUUAUUUUUAACACUCUACCACAAUUAUACGAAGCUUUCCUCUUCUUGGUUGUCAGUCGGCAAUGAAGCGUUACCCGAAAGCAUAGCAAAUAAGACGGUCAUCCCUUAUGAUGGUCCCAAGAAACUUUGCUCGGCACUCGGAGCUGGAGCCACUCUGCAGCCCGAAAGAGGUGAUUUAUGGAAACGUUACCUUCCUCCGUUGUCAUCUCAAAUGCUGGGACAGUAGAUUUUACCCAAAGAUAUGUAGUUCAGGGCUAUUGUCGAAAAGUUGGGUUUCUGUGCAUAAUUUUUUUUAAGCACUGCUUUUUUUUGGUCGAAACAAGCACUACUGACGUGCCUCUGUCUAUGCAUAGUUUGGCUUAUGUAAUUAAAAACUUAAGAAGAUAAUGCUUGUUUUCCUACCCAGGUGAUUAUACAUAUUUAAAAGGGUUGUUGUUCCCUCGA
Molecule: messenger RNA, 1462 nt
Organism: Eucalyptus grandis
Lineage: Eukaryota; Viridiplantae; Streptophyta; Magnoliopsida; Myrtales; Myrtaceae
Exons: 6
Coding region: 27-1244 (405 amino acids)
Cellular component (GO): Golgi apparatus
Molecular function (GO): glycosyltransferase activity
Source: RefSeq, a predicted model, not a curated record